Trichomycterus rosablanca is the source of this 2785-nucleotide messenger RNA. It is a transcript of the gene tspan36, whose product is annotated as tetraspanin 36. The record is from RefSeq and is a predicted model, not a curated record. Gene Ontology annotation, cellular component: plasma membrane. The transcript has 7 exons. The coding region runs from base 106 to 834 and encodes 242 amino acids. NCBI's taxonomy places the organism in Eukaryota, Metazoa, Chordata, Actinopteri, Siluriformes, Trichomycteridae.
CGGUUUGAUUGUGUGGUUCAGGUUGAACGAGCUGCGAUAACACUGUGUUGUGUUUUUACAGAAGUUAAAACUGAGUGUUAGAUUUAUUUAAUAACGACAGCAGACAUGGACUGUGGGAUCGUAACAUCCAAGACUGUUCUCCUCUUUCUCAGUUUAAUAUUUUGGGUGGCUGGAGUGGCACUUGCCUACGUCGGCUCCUAUGUCAUACACAGCUACAAGAACCUUAAUGAGUUUAAGGUUGACCAGUACGUCUUCAUCCCUGCAGUGAUCAUCAUUGCUGUGGCUGUCGUCUUGUUCUUUAUUGGCAUAGUUGGCUGCUGUGCAACUCUGAGGGAGUCAAAAAUUGGACUAGGCAUUUUCUUCAUGGUUAUUUUACUGAUCUUUGCUGCUGAAGUCGCUGCGUUUGUGUGUGGCUUCAUCUACAGGGGCAGGAUUAAAGGAGAUUUGGAGAAGUCAAUGUUUGAAGUUUUUAAGAAGUACAAAGCCGAUAGCCCUGAAACCAAUGCAGUGAAUUACUUGCAGUCUCAGUUGAAGUGUUGCGGCGUGCACAACUACACAGACUGGAAAAAUACAACUUGGUUUAGUUCUCAUAACAACUCAGUUCCCAGUUCUUGCUGCAAAGAAAACACCACAUGCACUGGAGAGAUUAACCAUCCAGAGCUGCUGAAUACACAAGGAUGUGAAGCUAAACUGGAGCGCCUGCUGCAAGACGUGUUGAGUUAUUCUAUGUUGGUUGUCUUGGGAUUUGCUCUCAUAAAGAUUUUUGGCAUGUUCAGUGUUUGCGUGAUCGCCUGCAGAAGCUCCAGAAAUGACUACCAGCCGCUGUAUGCAUGAUGGGUGCAGUAAAGAUGUUUACUAUGUUGCUUCAUAUAAGGUUUGCAGCAAAUCCUAACCACCUUACUAUUAAUGAGAAAUGUCACCCACCUGUCACCCACAUGCCUACUGUUGUUUUGUUUUAAUGUAUUUUUGCAUGAAAAGAUGAAAAUUCAAAAAUCAAAGUUGUGUGAGAUCGAAAAUUGUCAACACUUGAUUAUUGUGCCUUAAAAUUUUCUACUUUCAUUUGAUUUUAAUUGAUUUUAUUGAUAACUAUCCUGACAUCUUGGAGCUUUUUCUGUAACCAUUAGCUGGGUAGGAUUUAUAGGUUUAUAUAUAUCCAGUUCUGUACUAUGCUGUAUUUAUGCUGUAUGUUGCACUUUGAUAUCUAGUUAAACUUUGAUUUAAGGUCAAUAUCAAAACUAAGCCAAGUUUAGAGCCAACUGAGAUGCACUGAUAUAUUCUGUCAAUUAUUUUAAAUCCUGUUGUUAAGCAAUUAAAAAAUAGAAGUUUGUUUACCAUAUGCCAUAAUAUGUUUUUUGAAGUUCAUGAUUUAAUAAAGUAUAAAGAGGAAAUAGGUGUAAUGUUUGAUAUGUUGAAUUAAUAUGGACAGAUUUUGCUUGUGCAGAACAUUUUUAAAUACUUUCUGAAGUAUAUACACUUAAGCAGCCCUAAAACAUCUGCUAUCACAUUUCUUUAGCUGAGGUAGCGCAGUACUUUUGCUUUGACAAAUAGAUACACAAUUAGGAAUUCAAUAAAAUCUGAACAUCAAAUUUCAUUAUUUUUACAUAUUAACUGACUAUUAAUUAUUAUUUAUUUAUUUAAAAUAAAUCAUUCAAUCAUUAAGAAGAAAGAACUGUGUUUAGCUGUUACUUGCAUGUUAUGGAUAAAUACUUGUAUGGUAGGAUUUAUUUAAUAGUGUCAAAUUGUAUUGCCACAUGUGUGUUGUUUGUGACUGCAGUUAAAAUACAGUUUUCUUUGUGGUAUUUGAUUGAUUGAUUGAUUGAUUGAGUACUUUAUUAAUCCCCGAAAGGAAAUUGUGGAAAUUUGGCAGACGCUCUUAUCCAAAAAACUAUUCCUGAUUUCAGCUGCAUUCCAAACGGUCUGUUACUGUACCAGAUAGUAUGUCAAAUUAGUGCAUUAUCAAGUAUCAUAAGUUGAUUAUUUAAGGAGUUCAGGUCUUAUUGUAAUAUUUGCAAUUUAAAUUAAUUGCUGUGCAUGAACUCAGGUGGCGUAGCAGGAUAUUCCGCUAGCACACCAGUGCUGAGAUUCUGAACUCCUCGGUUCGAUACUCGGUGUCGCCACUGGUCGGCUUGUCACCAUCUAGCGGGCAUAAUUGGCGGUGCCUGCAGGGUGGUAUGACUGGACUCUCUGGGUGGGGUCUUCAAACACUGUGUAAGGACAGUUGUGUAAAGCAGAUAGAGAGGUGCCUGUGCAGAGUGCAUAGGUAAAAAAGGGUUCCGCUAAGGGCUGCACACGGGUCGAUGAAGGCGUGAGUAGCAAUAUACCCACCUCGACUGCAAUCAGGGAUCCCCCAGCAGCGGAGGACAAAUUGACAAUGGGAGAAAAAUGGGAGAAAAUGCAUAAAUACAAUAAAAAAAAAUGCUGUGCUAUUCUUGUGCUACAUGUGUAAGUUAGCCAAAAAUGCUUUUAAAACUCCUAAAGGGUGCAGUUUCACUGCGGUUAGUGCAGAAAAAAGAUUAUAUUCGCGAGUGUUUUAGUUGAAAGUUGGGUUAAAUGGUUUGUACAUUUUGCAACCACAGAGCAUAAAACUGAAAGCUCACUUUAUUUUAUUGUUUUAUUACUUGGCUUGCCCUAAUCAUCAUGUGUUUAUUUAGAAACGUUGAGUAUAAUGUGGUUACUUAUGUAGACAUAUGCAGAUUUGACCUUAGACCUAGGCUGAUUAUUUUGUUUACAGAUCAUUAAUUUCCUGGAAUGAAAUUAAAUAAAGAUAAAAUAUUUCAUUCUUAAA